Molecule: messenger RNA, 450 nt
Organism: Ilex paraguariensis (yerba mate)
Lineage: Eukaryota; Viridiplantae; Streptophyta; Magnoliopsida; Aquifoliales; Aquifoliaceae
Source: the annotation of a GenBank genome assembly
AUGGUUGACAUUGGGCUCGUAGAAUCAAAGGGUUUUUUGAUGGACUCCUUUAGUCCUGGAAUGGACAAGGCUAUCGGUUGCUACCAUGCCUCUGUUCAGGAAUUGAUUGUCAUUGACGAUCUUUUGUCUGCCUUGGUUGGAAUUGAAGGACGGCAUGUUAAAAAAGUUAAAGGGAAGGAGGAUAGUAUUACCUUCAAGGUUGAUGCAUCUAUGGAUUUAGCACUUCAGGAGUCGGCGAAACGGGUAUUCCCUUUGUGUGAGAGCUAUUUGCUGAUUAACCAGUUUGUUGAGUCAAGGUCUCAGUUCAAGGCAGGCUUAGUUAAUCACGCCUUUGCUGCUGCACUGAGAGCACUUCUUCUAGUAGCUGGUGGUGGAUUUGGUGUGGUUGAUGGUUUUAAUGCUGUGGAGGUGGGUGAUGGGUGGAGGCUGUCGGUUUGCUAUGGUGGUUGA